AUGGCUAGUACUACUAUUGCUUUGACUUCUCGAGAGGGUCAACUUCGAAAUCUUUUGCUUGAUGUUGCGAACUACAUCAAUGAGUCCAAAGAAAUUGAGAAGAAAGUUGAGUUGCGAUGGGCUGGUGGAUGGGUUCGUGACAAGCUGCUCGGAAUCGAAAGCCAUGAUAUCGACACAGCAAUUAAUGUUAUGACUGGGUAUAAUUUCAGUUUGAAAAUGAGGGAAUACCUGGAAGAUACAGAAAACCUCAAGAAGCAUGCACUAGAGGCUAAGGAUGUUAAAAAACUCUACAAAAUUGCUGCGAAUCCGGAGAAGUCUAAACAUUUGGAAACUGCCACAACCAAUAUUUUUCAAUUCGAUGUAGACUUUGUCAAUCUACGCAAGGAAACUUACACCGAAGAUAGUCGUAACCCUCAAAUGGAGCCCGGCACUGCGGAGGAAGAUGCCUUGAGACGGGAUGCUACAAUUAAUGCUUUAUUCUAUAAUCUUCAUACAGAUAUCGUCGAAGAUUUCACUGGAGGACUUGCGGAUAUGAAAGCUAAAGUCAUCAAAACACCACUUGAACCAUAUACUACUUUCAAAGAUGACCCAUUGCGAGUUUUGAGGUUAAUCAGAUUUGCUAGUCGACUAGAUUUCAAAAUUGAUUCGGAAUCGGAGAAGUUUAUGGGCAAUCCAGCCAUUAUGGAAGCUCUAAAACUUAAGAUAAGUCGAGAAAGAGUAGGGGUUGAGGUUGAAAAAAUGUUAAAGGGAAAUAACCCAUGGCAAUCUUUACAUCUCUUUGAUCGACUUGGUCUUUACUCCACAAUCUUCACAGAUCCUGCAGCAGACAGUAUCCCGGUACCAGAUAUAUCUAACUGGAGAGUUGUUUACGAUUGUCUGGAAGAAAUGAAGUCAAAUGAGACACCAGACUCGAUUUAUAAAUCGCUAGUGCGAUCAGACGAUGCCAAAUAUCUUGCCUGGAUUCUCGCCGCAUUGACGCCCUGGACAGCUGUUCCACCAGCACAAGCAUCAAAACCUGGAGGCAAGACACCCCCACCAUUUGGAGCUUUGGUUGCCCGAGAAGGACUAAAGGCAGAAAGCAAGUUAUGCAGUAUGGUUGCCGGUGCAUUUAAACAAUAUGCCGAGAUCACGGAGCUCAAGGAUGCAGUCUUGAGAAACGAUUCAUAUAUCCACAAGCGAGAUACAGUUGGGAUGAUGAUUCGGAAAUGGGAAUCUCAGGGUGGACAAUGGAAACUACAAGUUCUGUUUGCAUUACUUGUUGAGGCUUUAAAGCUAGAAAGUGCUGAAGGAUACCAAUCAUUAUUCUCGGAGUGGCAACAAUUCAUAGAUCAUCUAAGGGAUCUUGAUGUAAUGGAAGCUCCUGCAAUCCGCGGAAUUAUAGAUGGGAAGAUCCUCUCAAAAGCACUGGGUGUGAGACCUGACAUGUGGAUGGGACCGGCUUUGAAUGUAUGCAUGGAGUGGCAGUUAAGGAACCCAAACUCGACAGAUGCUGAAGCGGCGAUUGAGGAAGUCAGGAAAAGGCGACAGGAGUUAAAUAUACCCCAGAAGUAA
Messenger RNA from Sclerotinia sclerotiorum 1980 UF-70, 1551 nucleotides. RefSeq lists its product as hypothetical. Gene Ontology annotation, biological process: tRNA 3'-terminal CCA addition. The transcript has 3 exons. The record is from RefSeq and is a predicted model, not a curated record. The coding region runs from base 1 to 1551 and encodes 516 amino acids. Lineage: Eukaryota; Fungi; Ascomycota; Leotiomycetes; Helotiales; Sclerotiniaceae. Gene Ontology annotation, molecular function: RNA binding; ATP:3'-cytidine-cytidine-tRNA adenylyltransferase activity.